GAUUAAUACAUAUCUGCAUGCGCUCGAAACAAUUUUCGAAGCACUUAUUCCACUCGUUUGCUGGCAGAUCCAAAACGGCAUUUUUGAAUGCGCCAACUGCUACUUCUGGUGACUGGUACCUUUGACCACGCAGUCUGUUUUUAAUUUUCGGGAAAGUAAAGAAAUCGUUAGGAGUAUAUCCCGACGAUAUGGAGGAUGGUCCAAUAAUUCCACGUUUCCUUCCGUUAAAUACUGCCUUGUUUUUUGGGCUGUGUGCGAGCUUGCAUUG
Messenger RNA from Acanthoscelides obtectus, 268 nucleotides. The record is from the annotation of a GenBank genome assembly. Lineage: Eukaryota; Metazoa; Arthropoda; Insecta; Coleoptera; Chrysomelidae.